AUGGAUCCACAAACAAUUGAACUCGUUGAAUCCAUGAUCGGCAUUUUCGACGCCAUCUCUAGCGAUCUCUCAAGCGUACAGACCAUCGUCAGCGCAGACAAGCUCGAGACGGACGGCCACUACCUGCUGCAGCUUGAUGAGAAGCUUAUCAUAACCAAAUGGCAAGCCCUGGCUGCGGAAUGUUAG
Pseudogymnoascus verrucosus is the source of this 186-nucleotide messenger RNA. RefSeq lists its product as uncharacterized. The coding region runs from base 1 to 186 and encodes 61 amino acids. Lineage: Eukaryota; Fungi; Ascomycota; Leotiomycetes; Thelebolales; Thelebolaceae. The record is from RefSeq and is a predicted model, not a curated record. The transcript is spliced from 2 exons.